Messenger RNA from Paramecium tetraurelia, 645 nucleotides. RefSeq lists its product as uncharacterized. The record is from RefSeq and is a predicted model, not a curated record. Lineage: Eukaryota; Ciliophora; Oligohymenophorea; Peniculida; Parameciidae. The transcript is spliced from 2 exons.
AUGGGUAGAGUAAAUGCAAAGUGUAUGAUGGAUGCAAAUCUGCCUUUUUCAAUACUCAUGUAUAAUGUUAACUUGUUGAUCCUACAUGCACAACUGAUGAAGCCAGUUGUAUUGAAUUAUAAGAUUGCACUUCUUAUACAAAAUAAAAAGAAUAAAUGCUUUUAUGAUGAUAAAGAAAAGAAAUGUGUUCUAUUAGAAUGCAAGUAUUUAACUUAUACAACUCAUGAAGAAUGCAAUAAUCAAUUAUCCACUUGCACUUCAGAUAGUACCAAAUGUGUUAGUAUGGAUAAGUGUGAAACAUAUUCUACAGAAUAAUGCAAAACCUCAUUAGGAACUGAUGGCAAAUGUUUGUUUGAUCCAAGUCUUAAAAAAUGUCGUCUAGCAUCCUGCACAGAAUUGAAGAGUAACUGCUCUUAAAUUACAAAUUGUAUUGACAAUGGUGGUCUAGGCUGUGUCAAUAAAGCAAAUUGCAGUAAAUAUGAAACUGAAAUUGCAUGUAAGCAAGGAGGAACUGAUGGAUUCUGUGUAUGGUAUUUAAACAACGGAGAAGGAGCUUGUAAAUUAAUGACAUCCUGUUCUGAUGGCUCAUCCCAGCCAAAGAAGUUCCGUUUGUGCAUACAAAUCAUGGAAUUGUUAAUGGACUGA